Messenger RNA from Erinaceus europaeus (western European hedgehog), 2586 nucleotides. RefSeq names its product potassium channel tetramerization domain containing 11 (gene KCTD11). The transcript has a single exon. Gene Ontology annotation, biological process: protein homooligomerization; positive regulation of neuron differentiation. The record is from RefSeq and is a predicted model, not a curated record. Bases 685 to 1383 code for a protein of 232 amino acids. Lineage: Eukaryota; Metazoa; Chordata; Mammalia; Eulipotyphla; Erinaceidae.
GCGCCGCCAGCAUCGGGAGCCUGCGGGCCGAGCCCAUCGCGGCGCUCAGACACUGCCCGCUCGGGCCGAGCCUGCACCGUUGCUGCGCAGCCCUCUCGGAAGCUCCGGCCGCCGUCCAGGCAGCGCCGCCUCCCGCUCCGGGGACCCGCGCCCAGGCCCCCCGCGCCCCCACCCAGCCCGCCGUGGACUGGCCGCGCAGGACUCGGCAGCCGGGGCCUUCUGAGGCUCGGCCCGGGCUCGCCACCGUCACCUGCUGGUUGGAUUCCGGAAACCCACUGCCGGCCGCCCAGAACAGAACACGCCCGGACUGCAGUCUCCCUACGCUUUUCAUCAGUUUUCUCAACCUCCGGAGGUUUCCGUGACCGGAAACUGCUACCCCCUCCUCCCCGCCACCGCCACCACCUGGUAGCUGGGGGUGAGCCGCAAACCUUGCUGCCUUGUUCUCCAGCCCGUGCCUCCAACUCAAGAGCCAGAAAGAACCGCAACCACCUAAAAUCCUGCAAGCCUUCCCCCCACCCCCCAGGAAGUGCUGCCUCUUCUCCUUUGGUGUGUCCUGUACGCCCCAAAAUUUCCCCUCCUCCUGUGCCCUCUUCGUCCCCCUCCUUUGGGGGCCCAGUGACCCUGAAUGUGGGGGGCACGCUAUACUCCACCACUUUGGAGACCCUGACUCGAUUCCCAGAUUCCAUGCUGGGAGCCAUGUUUAGGGCUGGCACUCCUAUGUCUCCCAAUCUCAACCCACAGGGAGGCGGCCACUACUUCAUUGACAGGGAUGGCAAGGCCUUCCGGCACAUUCUCAACUUUCUGAGGCUGGGCCGCCUGGACCUGCCCCGGGGGUAUGGGGAAACUGCCCUUCUCAAGGCUGAGGCUGACUUCUACCAGAUCCGGCCCCUCCUGGAUGCCCUGCAGGAACUGGAGGCUUCUCGGGGGAACGCUGCCCCCACAGCUGCCCUGCUCCACGCAGAUGUCGAUGCCAGCCCCCGCCUGGUACACUUCUCUGCUCGCCAGGGCCCACACCACUAUGAGCUGAGCUCCGUCCAGGUGGACACCUUCCGAGCCAACCUGUUCUGCACUGACUCUGAGUGUCUGGGUGCCCUGCGGGCCCGAUUUGGUGUAGCCAGUGAGGACAGGGCAGAGGGAGGGCCACACUUUCGACUGGAGUGGGCCCCCCGCCCCAGGGAACUCCCCGAGGUGGAGUACAGGAGACUGGGGCUCCAACCACUGUGGACUGGGGGGCCGGGAGAGCGCAGGGAGGUCCUGAGCACACCAGGCUUCCUGGAGGAGGUGCUGCGCGUAGCCCUGGAGCACAGCUUCCGUCUAGACUCUGUCUUCCCUGAUCCCGAAGACCUUCUCAACUCGCGAUCCCUGCGCUUUGUGCGACACUGAGAACUAAGAACAGUAGCUUCGGUUUGAUUGGGGGGUGGGCAUGGUAGUAGAGGGUAUGGAGGCUCCCCUAACGCCUCUUCUCCACUCUGAUCUGUGCGCUGUGAGAGCUGGGGACCCCACUGCACCUGACACACGGGCAAGAGUGUGGAACCUGAGUCCGCCCUGUGCUCACAGUGGUUUUGAGGACCUGGGCCGGCCCUGGCCCCCAGUGGGGCAGGGGAAGUUUUCCUGGCUUGAGUCUGGGGAACCUCCUUUCCUUGGUUAUAGCUCAGUAUUCAAGGUCCAGAGGAGUGGGGGCACAACAGUUAGGCCUGGAUGGACCCUGGAAGGUCACUUCAGUCUGGGAGGGAGAGGGGCUUUGGGUUGCUUUUAUGUGGUCUUCUGGAUGGCUUCUGAGAGGGAAGGUGGCCAGGCCUGGCCUGACCAGUGAGAUGUCAGGGCACUAUGGAACAUGGGGAAGAGGACUCUGCUGCUCUCCAGGUCACCUCCUUCAGAAGACAGCAAGAAGGGAGCUAGGGAGGAUUCCCUUUAGAAGCCUGAGUGUCCGACGUGGCUCAGUAUUGAUGGUGGUGCUAGUCAUGGUGGGAGGGGGGAUUGGCAUCUUGCCAGGGGCUGGCUUCUCUUCUUUCUCGUGUGCGCACUUCAGCCGGUGUCUGAGAUAUGUGUUCCUGGCACCCUGACUCCCAUCUGUGUCACCGGUGUCUGGGCGCCGGCCUUCCCAUGCUCUCUGCAUGCCCAGACCUGUUUGGGGUUGCCCAGCAACUGGUUUGGUACCAGGUGUGUCUGUGGUGUGGAUGUCAGUGAAUGAAAAAUUAAUAGCUUAAUCACAGGGGGUGUGCCUGUGCGCACGCAUGUGCAAUCACAUCGUCACAUUGGCAGGAGGGACCUGUUGGAAUGUGAGUCACCAGGCUCUUCCUGGUGAGAGGUAAGGCAAGUCACUGGGCUUAGCAGGCCUCUGAGGCCUGUAAGGAACUCUGGGUUGCUAAGGCAACAUGGGUUGUUGCUAGGAGAUAGCUGGGGUAGGCCCAAGGCUGCCCUGGCCAGAGAAGAGGUAGUUUAAGAGAGUGGGGGAGGAUAAAGGAUAGGAUUUCUGGAUCUUUCAGGGGAUGGGAAACUCCUGCACAACUGCUUUACUUGGGAGAGGCACUCACUCAUCGAGCAGGAUUUACAGAAUGAAAAAUAAAAUGCUUUUGGAACCACAAA